Molecule: messenger RNA, 1152 nt
Organism: Colletotrichum truncatum
Lineage: Eukaryota; Fungi; Ascomycota; Sordariomycetes; Glomerellales; Glomerellaceae
Product: PFS domain-containing protein (phosphorylase superfamily protein)
Biological process (GO): nucleoside metabolic process
Molecular function (GO): catalytic activity
Source: RefSeq, a predicted model, not a curated record
AUGCAAGAUACGCAAACAAUAACCUUGGCAGCGUGUUCCACCAAUAGCUCUCAGAACGCCGCUCAUGGCCAAAAGCCUGAGAGCAUCCUCCAAAAACCAAAAGAAGCAACAGAACGGUUGACCGAGUCAACCUUCAGCCGAGAAGAGGUCCGGAUAGUCGUUGUGUGUGCUUUACCAUUGGAAGCCGACGCUGUCUGCGCUCUCUUCGACAAACCUUGUGAUGCGGAUCUCAGUGAAAUGAAGGCCCCUAGAGAUACCAACGCUUACACCUUUGGCAUCAUCGGCCGGCAUCCUACUGUGGUCGUUCACAUGCCUGGGAUGGGGAAGACCAAUGGUGCGAUCACGGCGACAAAAUGUCAAAGCAGCUUCCCAAACGUGAAGCUCGCACUAGUCGUGGGAAUUUGUGGUGGGGUUCCUUUUUACGACAAAGGAAGGAAAGAGAUCAUACUUGGGGAUGUGAUAAUCAGCGAAGGCCUCAUCGCUUAUGACUUUGGGAGAAGGUUUCCAGACAGCUUCGUCACCAAAAACUCCCCAGGAGACGCUUUUGCCAGGCCCCCUGUUGAAGUCAGGUCGCUUCUUAACAAGCUCAAGUGCCGAGCUGAUCUCCGGAGAUUUCGAGAGAGGACGUGUGAGCACCUCGCAUUCCUAAGACAGAGUCCCGAUUGCCAAGCAGUGUACCCAGGCGCUACCGAGGAUCAGCUUUUUGAAGGAACAUAUGUGCAUAGGCACAACAACCCGGAUGCUUGCCAAAAGUGCUCAAAUCCAGCCAACGUUUCCAAUAGCGUUUGCGACCAAGCCCGAAGUUCGUCAUGCGAAGAACUCUCCUGCGACAAGGCUAAACUCGUGCCUCGUCGGCGGCUUGAGGAUAUCAUGCGCGGCGCAUCGGUCUCCGUGCCUGCUGUUCACUUCGGUUAUAUCGCAUGCGGAGACCAGGUUAUGAAGUCAGGAGAACACCGCGACAGGAUCGCGGAGGAGAAUGGUGUUAUUGCGUUUGAGAUGGAGGGCGCGGGGGUUUGGGAUACUUUUCCGUGUCUUGUUAUCAAAGCUGUAUGCGAUUACGCUGAUAGUCAUAAGCAUAAGAAGUGGCAAGAUUAUGCUGCUGCCACAGCAGCGGCUUGUGCGAAGGCGUUUCUGCAGGAAUGGCACAUUUAG